AGUUUUUAUAGUUGCUUUUUGACCUACAAGAGAGUGCUCAAGGACAUUAUUUCAGGUUAGGUUAUUUUGUUCUCGGGCUUUGACCUUUUUUAUCAGGUACAAGAUCCUCUUGUUAGUUUACAGAGUGUGUUGACUUUUCAAUGGGGUGGACUUUCUGUCUUCAGUGUGUUAUUCUACAUAUGCAUGUUGAUACCCUAACCCCAGUUGCAAUAUAAAAGUGAACAUUUCCUCACUCAUCCUCUACCAGUGUUUAUUUUUGUAGUGCAGUUUCUUAAAAUACUAUAGCACCAUUUGACAUUAAUUACAAUAAAAUAAACACGCAUAAUGAAUGUAAGGUAACUAACCUUUCAGUUUUUUUACGAAUAAACUAUUCUCAAGUGGUCUUGAUUAUCUACACCUGCUGGCAUGUUUGGGGUUAAACAUGAAGUGACUCGUGGGGGACGUGACUCGUAAACCAUUGAAGUUUUUGAGUGUUUCCAUACGCUUUGAAUCAUGGUUCUUUUUUUUCGGGGUGCUUUGAAGAAUAUUUUUCUAAAUGGUAAACUGUCAUGUACUGUAGCAAAUCCGUCAAAAUAUGGUUUUGCACCGGAAAACACCUUUACGCUGUUAAGACAAAGGAGCGUUGCUGGACACAACACUUUAUCAGGGAUCCCAGGAGUGACAGAGAGGACCCUCAUUGCAGUGAAACCAGACGGGGUGCAACGCCGUCUGGUGGGACAUAUCAUGCAUCGCUUUGAACAACGGGGCUUCAAACUAGUGGGCUUAAAGAUGUUGCAGGUCCCAAACGAUUUGCUCUCUCAGCACUAUAAGGAGUUGAAAAGGAAACCUUUCUUCCCUGGUCUGCUGCAGUACAUGACCUCUGGGCCUGUGGUUGUCAUGGUGUGGGAGGGACACAAUGUUGUCCAGGCAUCUCGGAUCAUGGUAGGCCACACCAACCCAGCUGAGGCCCAAGCAGGCACCAUUAGAGGAGACUUCAGCAUUCAUAUAAGCAGAAAUAUUGUCCAUGCCAGUGAUUCAGUGGAGGGGGCUCAGAGAGAGAUCCAGCUGUGGUUUCAUGGAAGAGAACUUCUAGACUGGGACUGCUGUGACCAUAGUAUUACCUACCAGUUGUAAAAUGGAAAUAGUAAAUAAAUCUAAACCCUAACUAUAAAAGCAGGAUGAGCGUUAUAAUCAAAUCACCUCCUCUUCACCUCUUUUUGCGGAUUACCAUAACUUUUUGUUUUUGUUAUAUUGUAUAUUAAACACUUUUUACUAAUACUAUUCUCAGAAUUAUUUGGCAAUUGUACCCUAAUACUGUAUUUACCCUACUAAUUGUCUUAAUCUUUUGUAUUUUUGGUUCAGAAAUACAGCUGCUUUCUUAUAAAUGUUUCUGUGAAGAUGAUUCUCAUCCACAACAACUAAGUAAAUCAUCUUAGUUAUAUGUUAAAGUUGGUAAGUAACAAUUAUCUCCUUUUAUGAUUUUACUCAACUUAAAUCUUUCUUAAUAGAUCAUAGUUAAUAAUGGGGAACAAUUGACAAGGAAAAUAUUUGAAAGGUUAUCUGAAAGGUUACCUGGCCAAAAAUAUAUUCUCAAAGCAUUUGCGAAGAUCCAUUCACACUUCCCAAGAAGGAAAGGUCCAGAACAUGGCUAUUGUCAUAUAUCGGUGCCUUUGUAAUGAUGUGUUAUGAUUUGGGAUACAUGGUUUUAUAUCUGUUUCAUAACUACAAUAAAACAUUUUUGAA
Hypomesus transpacificus is the source of this 1722-nucleotide messenger RNA. RefSeq names its product NME/NM23 nucleoside diphosphate kinase 4 (gene nme4). Gene Ontology annotation, molecular function: nucleoside diphosphate kinase activity. Bases 493 to 1113 code for a protein of 206 amino acids. NCBI's taxonomy places the organism in Eukaryota, Metazoa, Chordata, Actinopteri, Osmeriformes, Osmeridae. The record is from RefSeq and is a predicted model, not a curated record. Gene Ontology annotation, biological process: UTP biosynthetic process; GTP biosynthetic process; CTP biosynthetic process. The transcript is spliced from 5 exons.